This is a messenger RNA of Eruca vesicaria subsp. sativa (arugula), 1200 nucleotides long. The record is from the annotation of a GenBank genome assembly. NCBI's taxonomy places the organism in Eukaryota, Viridiplantae, Streptophyta, Magnoliopsida, Brassicales, Brassicaceae.
AGUAAUAAAAUAGCUGAUACUUCAGCUGAGCAAGCCCGGAAAGGGAAAGACAUUCAGGGUAUUCCUUGGGACAGGCUUAGCAUUACCAGAGAGAAAUACAGACAAACUAGACUUCAACAGUAUAAAAACUACGAAAAUGUCCCUAACUCUGGUGAUUCCUCCGAGAAAGAUUGCAUGGUCACGCAGAAAGGAGCCGCUUUUUAUGAUUUCUGGCGGAAUUCAAGAUCUAUCAAAUCAAGUAUCCUUCAUUUCCAGUUGAGGAAUUUGGUUUGGGCAACCUCUAAGCACGAUGUCUACCUUAUGUCUCAAUUUCUGGUUAGCCACUAUUCUACUUUGACAUCUGCAAAGCAUGAAGUUCUCAAUGUUCAAGGUCAUGUUUCCCCAUCCGAGAAACAUCCUGGAAGUUUUCUGGAGGGAUUUACCAAGACUCAAGUGAGCACACUUGCUGUGAGGGAUAAGUUUUUAGUUGCUGGCGGAUUUCAAGGAGAACUUAUAUGCAAGCAUCUUGAUAGACCUGGUGUGAGCUUUUGUUCCCGUACAACUUAUGAUGAUAAUGCUAUCACUAAUGCAAUUGAGAUUUAUAACAAACCCAGUGGCGCACUUCAUUUUACCGCCUCAAAUAAUGAUUGCGGAGUCAGAGAUUUUGAUAUGGAGAGAUAUCAACUUGUUAACUAUUUUCGCUUUCCUUGGCCAGUCAACCACACAUCUCUGAGUCCUGAUGGUAAAUUAUUGACGAUUGUGGGAGACAACCCAGAGGGCCUUCUCGUAGACCCCAACACGGGAAAGACACUGGGAACACUAGCAGGACAUUUGGACUUCUCCUUUGCAUCGGCGUGGCAUCCAGAUGGGCUCACCUUCUCGACAGGUAACCAAGACAAGACAUGCCGGGUCUGGGACAUACGUAACCUGUCCAAGUCUGUCGCUGUCUUGAGGGGUAACCUUGGAGCAAUCCGAUCCAUCCGCUACACAUCUGAUGGGAAAUACAUGGCCAUGGCUGAGCCGGCUGACUUUGUCCAUGUGUACGACGUGUCAAAAGGGUAUGAAACAGAGCAAGAGAUCGAUUUCUUUGGGGAGAUCUCGGGAAUAUCCUUCAGCCCUGACACCGAAGCGCUCUUCAUCGGUGUUUGGGACCGUACUUACGGUAGCCUCCUUGAGUAUGGCAGGUGCCACAACUACUCCUACCUUGAGUCAUUUCUAUAA